Messenger RNA from Polychytrium aggregatum, 2561 nucleotides. Its product is annotated as DDHD domain-containing protein. The coding region runs from base 96 to 2453 and encodes 785 amino acids. The transcript is spliced from 9 exons. Gene Ontology annotation, molecular function: metal ion binding; glycerophospholipase activity. Gene Ontology annotation, cellular component: cytoplasm. The record is from RefSeq and is a predicted model, not a curated record. Lineage: Eukaryota; Fungi; Chytridiomycota; Chytridiomycetes; Polychytriales.
CUCACGCCACGGACAUAUGCCCCUACUCUGCGCUGCCGCCAUGAUAUCGACCCUGCGAUUCAUGCAACCGGUCGCCCAUAACACUUCCACUGCCGAUGCGGCAAGUCUACUGGCACGGCCCGACGUAUGAAAUCCGCCGCGGAACCUGGUUCUAUUCGCCCGAUGGCAGCAAGUUCUUCCCGUGCGACGAGAACCUGGCCCGCCAGCUCGAGGAUGGAUACAAAAAAUUCCAGCCCUGGAAGGACAAGCCCCGGCCAGUGUCCAGCGUUCCUACAUCGCUGUCGUCCCAGGAUACGUUUUCGGACGGCAGCAAGGCUCCGCCGGCGACGGCGACAGCAUCGGAAUCAAAGUCCAAGCAGCGAUGGGCCCUGUUUGGGCCUUACAUGAACCAGUUCGUCGUCUACACCGGUGGCAGCCAGGCCUGGCUCCACUCGGACGCCUUGACCUCCAAACUGAGCCGAGCCGUCCGAAGCACUCUGAUUGGCGGUGUCGGCGGCACCCGUCUGGUUCGUGGCUGGUCCGAAGUCGAGAAGCUCAAGACCAAGCCCUCGGCGGCAACCUCUCCCAAUGCUCAGACGCCUGCGCCUCCAGUGCCACCCAAGAAGGACGAUGGCUCUGUGGCAAAGUCUCUCAAGCCCGAGCCUGGCUCGGACACGACCCCGGCGGCCCCGGUUAUUGUGGAGUCCGACGAGGUUCCUGAGGAUGAGGACCGAAGCAUCCAGCAUUUGAUUUUCGUCAUCCAUGGCAUUGGCCAGAAGCUCGGCGAGCGAGUCGAGACCGUCAAUUUUGUCGGAGAUUGCUCGAAUCUCCGACAGACUAUCAAGAACUGUGCCAAGCAGUGUUUUGCAUCGCCCAAGGACAGCCUCGGCCGUCCGGGCAGCGUCAAGAAGCCUGUUCUUCCGGGCAUGCCUGUCGGCGGCGGUGUCCAGGUCCUGCCGGUGCAAUGGCGCCACCUCAUCCAGUUUGGGCAGCGUAAAUCCAAGUCUGAUCUCGCGGCAAGGGAUGGCGACGACAGGCUUGGAGGAGAUGGCCAAGCCGGACCCGGAACCGGAACCGGCGAUGCCGAGGGAGCACAGCAGACCGACGAAGAAGAGGAACUGACGCUUGAGGAUAUCACGCUCGAUGGCGUUCCAAGCAUCCGCAUGCUUGUAUCAGACGUGAUUGUUGAUGUGCUUCUGUACAUGACCCCCAAGUAUCGACAAGAAAUGGUGUUCCGCGUAGCCGAUGAACUCAAUCGGAUGUAUCGCCUGUUUGUCUGCCGCAACCCAAAGUUUACGGGCAAGUUUUCCAUCUACGGACACUCGCUCGGUAGUCUGUUGGCCUUUGACAUUCUCAGCCACCAAGGCGUGAGCCCAGCCGUGGUCGCGGCCAACAAGAAAGUCACCCCGAUUGGCGAGCACGAAGUUGAUCUCAGCGAAAUGUUUCGUCAAAUGUCAUCUGCGGGUCAGAAGCGCAGUCUCCGUGGUCUGAUGGAGCAUGCCCCGAUCCAGUACCCAAAGCUUGAGUUUGAGGUCGACAAGCUGUUCCUGGUGGGAUCGCCCGUGGGGCUGUUCCUGCUGCUCAAGAACAACAAGUUGCGAGGCUGGGCGAAUCAAGACCAUGUGCUCGAAGACGGCAUCUCCAGACCUCUGGUCCGCGGCCUUUACAACAUCUUCCAUCCACACGAUCCGGUGGCGUAUCGCAUCGAGCCGCUUGUCGAUCCAAAGCUGGCAUCCAUCAAGCCGCACUACUUGCAGUACACCAAGGGAGGUCUCAAGGGCACGAUCGUCGGAAUCCAGGACCUCGGCAACGACAUUGUCGAUCGCGGCCGUAGUAUAUACGAAACCAUGCGAAUGGGCAUUGUCUCGACGACAGCAGGCGUCAUUGGCCUGCCGCGGAGCAUGGUGGAGCUGGUUGGGUUCAAGAGCUCGCUCACCGCUCCUGCCUCUGCGCCUUCGCCCACGCUCGUUCUUCCUCCAGCACAGCUUGGCCCGCCAGACACGGAGCCAGGGCCGCCAGCCUCAGUAAGCAACAAGCGAUCCUCGGCCAUCCUGGAUGCCGGCGCCUCGAGCGGGACUUCAGCCUCGGCCUCGGCCGGAGCAGCAGGACCAGGCCAGACCGGCUCAAAGGCAAGCGGGUCCAAGUCACAGUCGCGCGAUGCCGAAAUCCGUCUGCUCAAUCCUCGGGGACGACUGGACUAUGCUCUCCAAGAAGGCGUGCUCGAGAACGCAUAUCUGGCUGCCCUGGGUGUCCACAUGAACUACUGGAGCGACACCGAUGUUGCGCUGUUCAUGCUCAAGGAGAUUUAUACGGCCGAGGACCAACCCCUGCCUGCAAGCGCCGCCGUUGUCAGCACAGGCCCGAGCGGUGCUCCUGCCGCUGCUUCCAAGAAGGAGGCACCGUCAGCCGAGACCCUGGCCCAGGACAUCUCGAGCUCGCUCUCCAAGGGCACGCUGGCUGGAUUCGGCCUGUGAAUGGCAGCGAUCGAGCGAUCGAGCGAUCGAGCGAAUGGCUGACACCAGCAGUGCUUGACCCGCAGUCCCAUCGUCCUCUCUCACCAAUACACCGACCAGUCAAGAGCA